Molecule: messenger RNA, 2730 nt
Organism: Pantherophis guttatus
Lineage: Eukaryota; Metazoa; Chordata; Lepidosauria; Squamata; Colubridae
Product: transmembrane protein 121-like
Source: RefSeq, a predicted model, not a curated record
GAGGGGGGAAGCGGCUUCCCGCUCGCGUUCUGAGGCGGGCUAGAGGCAGAGCAGAGCAGGGCGAAGGCCAGGCUGGAGCGGAGUCGAAGUCCCGCUUUUCUCCGGCACCUCGAGGACUUUUGCGCGCGGGCGUGUUCUGUGUGGGCCGCUUUUGCACAGUUCUCAGUACCCGCCGCUCCCUCCCCUAACGUUCCGCGCUCGUGGGUGGAGGAAACUGCAAAACCCGUGAGCCACCGCCGCUUGCGAGAAUCGCUCUUGACCUUCGCUUCCCGCGGGAAGGAGAGGCUGCUUGCCCCGGUCGCAUCGCGGGGGAUGGUGCUGCUGGGCUCCGGGCCAACGGCUGCUCGUCACCUACACCGGAGAGGAGGCGUUCGCGGGGAGAAGAGGCGAGCCGAGCGGCGCAGAGCGCUCCCGGCAUCGGUCUACAGUACGCUAAAACAGCCGGAAGGGAGCCCCCUGGAGCGGCGGGAAGCAACCGGCGUGCGGGACCUCGAAGAGCGAGCUAGUCGGGGCGCGGAGGGAGAAAUUUGGCUCUCAGCGUAGCGAUUAGCACGCCGGGGGUCCCUUGCAAGAGAUCAGUCUGAGCAGCUCCGGGCGUGGAAGGCAGGGCGGGAGGCGGUGCGGCUGCCUCUCCAGGACCAGGCUGAAAUCCACGCGCAGAACUUGCUGAGCAUUCAUUGGCUGCGAAGGGGCGGCCUCGCUCUGCCGGGGGAUCUCGCUCUCGUCCUAACUCAGUUGAUUAACUGACUGGAUCGCUUCAAGAUCCCUCCGUCUUUCAGCACAAGACCAUCCCUGUUGAGAGCCGGAGAAAAGUCCCGGGGCUUUCAAGACCAGCACUAGUGCUUCGCCCAACCUCCAAAAUCUCAAGUUAGGAUUGAACAACAAAAGGGGAUCCAUGCUUAGCAGAUAGACCAGACAACCAUAAUUCAUACGAAGAGUCAGCUGCAUUUCAACAAACGACAUGAAUGAGUUCUGAUAGAUAGAAAACUGAGGAAGGUGUCCAUGGAUGUGAGCCAUAUAGAAGAAAUUCUUCUCCUAUAUGCCCAACAAACAAACCUCAGAAAGUGAGACCCUCUGCACCUAAUGCCCAGAAUGGUUCCUCCCCCUCCUAUUAACAAGUCCCAUGUCUGCCUAUCCACUACACUCAUCAUGAGCAGCAUGGUGCUGAUGGAUGCUUAUCUGGUGGAACAGAACCAGGGUUCUAGGAAAUUGGCUAUUUGCAUCAUGGUCUCAGUUGGAGACAUCUGCUUCCUGGUGGUGCUCAGGUAUGUUGCUGUUUGGGUUGGGGCUGAAGUGAGGACUGCUAAGCGAGGCUAUGCCAUGAUCCUUUGGUUCCUGUAUGUCUUUGUGCUGGAAAUCAAAGUCUACUUCGUUUAUCAGAACUAUAAGGCUGACAGGAAAAGUUUGGACCUCAUAGCCCGCAAAGCAUUGACCCUUCUACUGUCAAUCUGCAUCCCAGCCCUCUAUGUGCUUUUGGUGGCUACAGAGCAUAUGGAGUACGUCAGGACGUUCAAGAAAAAAGAGGAUCUUCGCAAUCGUCUCUUCUGGGUCAUUGUCGAUAUGCUGGAUGUGCUGGACAUUCAGGCCAAUCUCUGGGAGCCUCAGAAGAAAGGGUUACCCAUCUGGGCUGAAGGUCUGAUGUUCUUCUACUGCUAUAUCCUCCUCUUGAUUCUGCCUUGUGUGUCGCUGUGUGAAAUUAGUAUGCAAGGAAUCAGCAUUGUGCCGCACCGCAUGAUGCUGUACCCAAUUCUGAGCAUGCUUACAAUCAAUAUCACCACCAUCUUCAUCAGGGGAAGCAAUAUGAUAUUCUUCCGGGACAUUCGUGUCUCUGGUAUCUUCAUGGGGAAGAACGUGCUGGCUAUUGUUCUUAAGGUCUGCAUGUUUGUGCAGUACAAGAAACAUUUGUAUCACACAGCAGCAGGACAUGGCACAGUAGACCCACAACAUAAUCUUUCUUCCCAACCACAGCCUGUCAUGCAUCUACUAAAGCCCCAGAAUCAGAUUCCCUGCCCUGAGGAAUUGGCCCAGGAAAAUACAUGACAUGCAGCGCAUCCACAUGCCAUGUGGCAAGGAACAUCUUAUGUCUAUGAUCAUUAAGAUCAAAAGCAAAGAGGAACCAAAUGUAUCAGGCCCCACCAAGCUAGUGCUGGUCCAUCUUGAAAGUUUAUCAGUGAGUGCUCCCUCCCCUUCCUUUCUUACACAGAUGUACUGCUAACAGUGACCUCAAUUGAAAUAAGGUCAUUUCAGGAAUGAUCCAGAACAAAACCCAGCCCUACUGCCAAGGAGCAAGCUAGCAAGCCGUAGAAACUGAUGGGCAGAUCUUUGGGAAAGUAUGAGCCACUGAAUCAAUAAUCUGCCAGUGGACAGGAGUCAGCAGCAAGUGAUUAAUUCCCUCCUGUGCCUUUCCUGUAGUCAAUCAUUCUGUAAUGAAAGCUGUUUGGGCAUAUGGCCAACUCUGUUGCAUAGAAUACAUCUGUGAAUAUGAGGAAAGCAUCUUUUCACCUACUGGGCACAUACAUUUGAAAUGUGACCUUCGUUUCUGGGAUGGUUGAAAGACUCUGCAUCUGUGCCUGCCUGCCUAUUUAAUUUUCUGGGAGUGGGAUGCCCAGGUUUGUAGUGGUUCCAGGGCCAUGUUCUCUUUCCUGUGGAAACAUGCUGGCUUGUGAUCCUUUUCCCGUGCUUCUUUUUCAUGGAUAUUUUUCUCUUUCAAUAAAAUGAAGACCAAGCUUG